Molecule: messenger RNA, 1581 nt
Organism: Penicillium brasilianum
Lineage: Eukaryota; Fungi; Ascomycota; Eurotiomycetes; Eurotiales; Aspergillaceae
Source: the annotation of a GenBank genome assembly
AUGCCAUUUCCCUGGGUGGUAAGCCUCUUGCUGGGCUUGCUGGCUCUCUAUGUCAUGAAGAGAACAAUGCUAGAGAGGAAACUCCCUGGUCCUCUUCCACCAGGUCCCCGGCCUAAGCCACUAUUGGGUAACCUUACGGAUUUACCCCCGAAAGGCGAACAGGAUUGGAUUCAUUGGGUGAAGCACAAAGAGCUCUACGGGCCAAUUAGCUCCCUUACAGUCUUAGGGCAAACUAUCGUCAUUGUCAAUGAUAUGAAAACUGCAGUGGGUCUGUUAAAUAAACGGUCUGCAGUCUAUUCAUCGAGGCCAAAGAUGGUCUUUGCGUCCGAAAUGGUGGGAUGGGAAGAUGGUCUCGCUUUCCAAGGUUACACUGAGAGAUUCCGGGCCUAUCGUAAAGCUGUUCAACCAUCAUUUGGAUCCGAGUCGGCUGUCGCGCAGUUCAACCCUCUUCAAGAAAAAGAGGUGCACCGCUUCCUGCUACGAGUACUCCGAGAACCAACGAAAUUGCUCCAGCACAUCCAAACAGAAGCCGGGGCCGUCAUUUUGAACAUUGCGUACGGAUAUACGAUCGAGCCAUUCCAUCGUGAUCAUCUUGUACAUAUUACCAACAUGGCGCUCGAUCAUUUCGCCAAAGCCGCGACUCCUGGAGCUUGGAUGGUAGAUAUCAUUCCGGCAUUAAAAUAUAUUCCUGCAUGGUUCCCAGGGGCAGGCUUCAAGCGCGUCGCGCAGUCCUGGAGGGAGCAAUUGAUUGGGAUAGCAGAUCGACCCUACGCAUUUGUCAAGGCACAGAUGGAGAGUGGCAAGCAUAAACCAUCAUACUUAUCAAACAUUCUCAGCACGCAAGGCGUCCCAGAGCCUGGAUCGGAGAAGGAAACUAUUGCUAAAUGGACUGCUGCGUCACUAUACACUGGCGGUGCUGACACGACUGUUUCAUCUAUCGCAUGCUUCUUCCUCGCUAUGGCUAUGUAUCCAGAAGUCCAACGUAAAGCACAGGAUGAGAUCGAACGAGUUCUAGGGCUCGGUCGUCUGCCAAAGAUGGCAGACCGUGCCCAUCUUCCUUACGUUAACGCUAUAGUUAAGGAGGUUCUUCGCUGGCAUCCUGUAGCGCCAAUGGCUAUACCUCAUUUAUCCACAGAGGACGAUACCUGGGGAGAUUAUUUCAUUCCCAAGGGCUCUUUAAUUAUGCCUAACAUCUGGGCUAUGAUGCAUGAUCCAAGCAUUUAUCAUGACCCCAUGACUUUUAAGCCCGAAAGAUUCCUUGACAGUCCAGAAAUCGACCCCCACUCUAUCGCCUUCGGAUUCGGUCGUCGUAUCUGCCCAGGUCGCUUCCUAGCAGAUAAUACCGUCUACCUGAGUGUAGCGCAAAGUUUGGCAGUAUUCAACAUUAGUAACCCUACACAACACGGAGUCGCGAUCAAGCAAAACCCCACAUUUGAGCCGGGUGUGAUUAGCCACCCAGCACCAUUUCAAUGUUCGAUCGCAGUUCGUGGUCCGGCUGAGGAAGCACUCAUUCUGUCUGUUGAGCAAGAGCACCCAUGGGAACCGAGCGAUGCGUCCGACCUGGAGAAGCUUGGAUAUUGA